AUGUCCUCCGCCACAGGGCUUCCGGAACCACCCCCCUCCCAGGACCAGGAACGAGGCGAUGGCGAGAAUGAGUUGGAGCCUCUGCUCGGUCGACCUGGCGACGCCCAGCAGCCACCGGGCCAAUUCAUCGCUAAGAACCUUGUCAUCGGCACCGGCAUCAUCGCCCAGUUCGGCGCAGUCAUCUUCGUCGCCAUGAUCUGGGCCGCUGUGCUGACCAAAGACGUAAUCCUCUUCUCUGGCCAUCCGCUCGCACAGAGUCUCGCCAUCUUCACCCUCACCCAGUCGAUCCUCUCGCUGCAGCCGACGCACACCCCCGACCAGAAGCGCGUCGGUCAGCGUGUUCACGCCGUCCUCAACCUGCUUGCUUUCUUGUUCCUCGUGGUCGGUGUUGGCAUCAUAGAGUACAAUAAGUUCCUGCAGGGCCCGACCUCCCACUUCCACUCUGUUCAUGGCUACCUCGGCGUCAUCGUUUCCAUCAUCCUUCUAUUGCAGUAUAUCGUCGGCUUCACGAUGUGGGCUACCCCGAAGCUGUACGGAGGUGAGGACACCGCCAAGUCCAUCUGGAAGUAUCACCGCUGGAGCGGUUACGUCGUUCUUGUGCUCCUGCUCGUGACGGCUGCCACGGCCAUUGACACAUCCUUCAACUACACCGUUCUGAAGCUGAAGCUCUGGGCUGUCAUCGUCACGUCCCUCUUGAUUCUUGUGGGUAUCAUCCCUCGUGUGCAAAAGCAGAAGCUUGGUUUCUCGUCCUAG
This is a messenger RNA of Colletotrichum orchidophilum, 753 nucleotides long. RefSeq names its product cytochrome b561. The record is from RefSeq and is a predicted model, not a curated record. Lineage: Eukaryota; Fungi; Ascomycota; Sordariomycetes; Glomerellales; Glomerellaceae. Gene Ontology annotation, molecular function: transmembrane monodehydroascorbate reductase activity. Bases 1 to 753 code for a protein of 250 amino acids. The transcript has 2 exons.